AUGCACCUACUUCUUGCGGGGCUCGCGGCCGCCGAGAGCGGCCGCAUUCUCAUCGAGGGCCACGCCCUCGGCUCGGACUCGAUCGUGCACUCCAGCAUCGACGGGCGCUCGACGGAAGCGGCGCGCUUGGCGCCGCCUGGCUUUGAGACGGCUGGGGGCACCUCCCAGCCAGCGUGCGGCGCCAGCCGCAACAUACUGGGCGUCCCGACCGACGUCCAGCGCAAGAUCGACAACCGCGGCAGCCUCGGCGGGCCGCGCAAGACCUGUUCCGCCUUUGACGGCUGCCGCGGCGGCGGCGACUAUGCGGAGAAGAUGGUGAGUGUCGAACUCGCCGGCGCCGGCGCGGCCGGAUCGAGCGCACAUCACGCGCCGAACGCCUCUGCGUCGCUCGGCGAGGACGCGUGCGCGGAGGCGGCCAAGAGGGAGAACUGCGUCAUGAACGAGUGCGCGUGCGCGACCCGCGAGUCUUGGGACGCCUCAGGCACCUGCGGUGCCGACGGCGGCGAGACAUUGGGGCAGUCACGGCCGACAUUCGAGAUCGCGCAGGGCGAGAAGCUGCUCCAGGCCGGCGCGCGCGGCUUCGUGCGCGCCAUCGUCGACAAGAUCAGCACCUUAGUGACGGUGACGCAGCAGGGCCCGCUACGCUCUGAGCGCAUGGCUUGCGCGGACCUGUCGCAGAUGAACGCGGCGGAGGGCGCCGUCCUGACGGCGGCCGUGCUGCCCCUCGCCCACGAGCGUGGCGCGGCGGCGGCCAUGACCGCCAGCGGCCCCAUCGCGGGCGACACGGAUCACGGCCGGUUCGACCUCAGCCAGUGGCUCAGCGGUGGCCGUGCCGGCGGCUGCGGCGGUGGCUAUGGCGCCUCCGGCGGCGGCAGCGGCGGCUCUGGCGGCGGCGGCGCAAGCAGCCGGCAGGCGACGGAGGCGGCGCUCUCGACAGCGCGCCGCACCCAGCGCUCGCUCCAGAGCGCCGGCACGCACGGCGCGAUCAUCGGACGGAAGGGGCGGACGGUGCAGGCCUUUGCGCACCCCUCGAGCGCGUCCGAGCUCAUUGGCGCUGAGACCGCCCCUGCAACGGCCGCUGUCGGGGCGAACCUCGCCGUCGGCGGGACUGAAGACAAGGGCGAAGAGCACGGCCUCGCCGCACAGCUCCACGCGGGCAAGGGGCGCGUCGGCAUUGACGGUGGGAGUGGCUCCUCCCCACCCGGCCUCCUACUGGGCAGUACCUCUAGUCCCGGCGCUGACAGCGAUGUGGUCACCGACCCUUCGUCGGGCGUGACCGCGACUGUCCGCGCGAGCGCCACGGCGCACUCCGCUGGCACGCGGGCGGCGACGGCCCGUGCGGCGUCCGCCGUGCAGGGCAGCAACGCGAGUCGGCUCGCGUCUCCCAAGGCGCUUCCCUCUGGGCUGGUCUCAAGUUGCCGGAUGCGGCUCUCAGAGCCCAUCCUCCCGUGCCGCGCCGACGUCGGCGAGGCGCUGGGCACGUCGUGGGCCGCCGGGCAGCAGCUGCUUCGGCCUACGCAGGGCGAGAAGCUGCACCAGACCGGCGCGCGCGGCUUCGUGCGCGCCAUCGUCGACAAGAUCAGCACCUUAGUGACGGUGACGCAGCAGGGCCGGCUGCGCUCUGAGCGCAUGGCUUGCGCGGACCUGUCGCAGAUGAACGCGGCGGAGGGCGCCGUCCUGACGGCGGCCGUGCUGCCCCUCGCCCACGAGCGUGGCGCGGCGGCGGCCAUGACCGCCAGCGGCCCCAUCGCGGGCGACACGGAUCACGGCCGGGACCUCAGCCAGUGGCUCAGCCGCGGCCGCGCCGGCGGCGGUUGCGGCGGCGGCUAUGGCGGCUCCGGCGGCGGCAGCGGCGGCUCUGGCGGCGGCGGCGCAAGCAGCCGGCAGGCGACGGAGGCGGCGGUCUCGACAGCGCGCCGCACCCAGCGCUCGCUCCAGAGCGCCGGCACGCACGGCGCGAUCAUCGGACGGAAGGGGCGGACGGUGCAGGCCUUUGCGCACCCCUCGAGCGCGUCCGACCUCAUUGGCGCUGAGACCGCACCUUCAACGGCCGCGGUCGAGGCGACACUCGCCGUCGGCGGGGCUGAAGACAACGGCGAAGAGCACGGCCUCGCCGCACAGCUCCACGCGGGCAAGGGGCGCGUCGGCACCGGCGGUGGGAGCGGCUCCUCCCCACCCGGCCUCCUACUGGGCAGUACCUCUAGUCCCGGCGCUGACAGCGACGUGGUCGCCGACCCUUUGUCGGGCGUGACCGCGACUGUCCGCGCGAGCGCCACUGCGCACCCCACUGGCUCGCGGGCGGCGACGCUCCGCGCGGCGUCCGCCGUGCAGGACAGCAACAUGAGUCGGCUCGCGUCUCCCAAGGCGCUUCCCUCUGGGCUGGUCUCAAGUUGCUGGAUGCGGCUCUCUGAGCCCACCCUCGCCUGCCGCGCCGACGUCGGCGAGGCGCUGGGCACGUCGUGGGCCACCGGGCAGCAGCUGCUUCGGCCUACGCAGGGCGAGAAGCUGCUCCAGGCCGGCGCGCGCGGCUUCGUGCGCGCCAUCGUCGACAAGAUCAGCACCUUAGUGACGGUGACGCAGCAGGGCCGGCUGCGCUCUGAGCGCAUGGCUUGCGCGGACCUGUCGCAGGAGAAGGCGGCGGAGGGCGCCGUCCUGACGGCGGCCGUGCUGCCCUUCGCCCACGAGCGCGGCGCGACGGCGGCCGCAACCACCAGCGGCCCCAUCGCAGGCGACACCGAUCACGGCCGGUUCGACCUCAGCCAGUGGCUCAGCGGCGGCCGCGGCGGCGGUCGCGGCGGUGGCUAUGGCGGCUCCGGCGGCGGCAGCGGCGGCUCUGGCGGCGGCGGCGCAAGCAGCCGGCAGGCGACGGAGGCGGCGCUCUCGACAGCGCGCCGCACCCAGCGCUCGCUCCAGAGCGCCGGCACGCACGGCGCGAUCAUCGGACGGAAGGGGCGGACGGUGCAGGCUUUUGCGCACCCCUCGAGCGCGUCCGAGCUCAUUGGCGCUGAGACCGCCCCUUCAACGGCCGCUGUCGAGGCGAACCUCGCCGCCGGCGGGGCAAAAGACGACGGCGAAGAGCACGGCCUCGCCGCACAGAUGCACGCGGGCAAGGGGCGCGUCGGCACCGGCGGUGGGAGUGGCUCCUCCCCACCCGGCCUCCUACUGGGCAGUACCUCUAGUCCCGGCGCUGACAGCGACGUGGUCACCGACCAUUCGUCGGGCGUGACCGCGACUGUCCACGCGAGCGCCACGGCGCACUCCGCUGGCACGCGGGCGGCGACGGCCCGUGCGGUGUCCGCCGUGCAGGGCAGCAACGCGAGUCGGCUCGCGUCUCCCAAGGCGUUUCCCUCUGGGCUGGUCUCAAGUUGCCAGACGCGGCUCUCAGAGCCCACCCUCGCCUGCCGCGCCGACGUCGGCGAGGCGCUGGGCACGUCGUGGGCCACCGGGCAGCAGCUGCUUCGGCCUACGCAGGGCGAGAAGCUGCUCCAGGCCGGCGCGCGCGGCUUCGUGCGCGCCAUCGUCGACAAGAUCAGCACCUUAGUGACGGUGACGCAGCAGGGCCGGCUGCGCUCUGAGCGCAUGGCUUGCGCGGACCUGUCGCAGAUGAACGCGGCGGAGGGCGCCGUCCUGACGGCGGCCGUGCUGCCCCUCGCCCACGAGCGUGGCGCGGCGGCGGCCAUGACCGCCAGCGGCCCCAUCGCGGGCGACACGGAUCACGGCCGGUUCGACCUCAGCCAGUGGCUCAGCGGUGGCCGUGCCGGCGGCUGCGGCGGUGGCUAUGGCGCCUCCGGCGGCGGCAGCGGCGGCUCUGGCGGCGGCGGCGCAAGCAGCCGGCAGGCGACGGAGGCGGCGCUCUCGACAGCGCGCCGCACCCAGCGCUCGCUCCAGAGCGCCGGCACGCACGGCGCGAUCAUCGGACGGAAGGGGCGGACGGUGCAGGCCUUUGCGCACCCCUCGAGCGCGUCCGAGCUCAUUGGCGCUGAGACCGCCCCUGCAACGGCCGCUGUCGGGGCGAACCUCGCCGUCGGCGGGACUGAAGACAAGGGCGAAGAGCACGGCCUCGCCGCACAGCUCCACGCGGGCAAGGGGCGCGUCGGCAUUGACGGUGGGAGUGGCUCCUCCCCACCCGGCCUCCUACUGGGCAGUACCUCUAGUCCCGGCGCUGACAGCGAUGUGGUCACCGACCCUUCGUCGGGCGUGACCGCGACUGUCCGCGCGAGCGCCACGGCGCACUCCGCUGGCACGCGGGGCGGCGACGGCCCUUGCCAGACGCGGCUCUCAGAGCCCAUCCUCCCGUGCCGCACCGACGUCGGCGAGGCGCUGGGCACGUCGUGGGCCACCGGGCAGCAGCUGCUUCGGCCUACGCAGGGCGAGAAGCUGCUCCAGGCCGGCGCGCGCGCCAUCGUCGACAAGAUUAGCACCUUAGUGACGGUGACGCAGCAGGGCCGGCUGCGCUCUGAGCGCAUGGCUUGCGCGGACCUGUCGCAGAUGAACGCGGCGGAGGGCGCCGUCCUGACGGCGGCAGUGCUGCCCUUCGCCCACGAGUGUGGCGCGGCGGCGGCCAUGACCGCCAGCGGCCCCAUCGCGGGCGACACGGAUCACGGCCGGUUCGACCUCAGCCAGUGGCUCAGCCGCGGCCGCGCCGGCGGCGGUUGCGGCGGCGGCUAUGGCGGCUCCGGCGGCGGCAGCGGCGGCUCUGGCGGCGGCGGCGCAAGCAGCCGGCAGGCGACGGAGGCGGCGCUCUCGACAGCGCGCCGCACCCAGCGCUCGCUCCAGAGCGCCGGCACGCACGGCGCGAUCAUCGGACGGAAGGGGCGGACGGCGACACUCGCCGUCGGCGGGGCUGAAGGCAAGGGCAAAGAGCACGGCCUCGCCGCACAGCUCCACGCGAGCAAGGGGCGAGUCGGCACCGGUGGUAGUGGUUCCUCCCCACGCGGCCUCGGGAUGGCCAGUACCUCCAGUCCCGGCGCUGACGUCGACGUGGUCAUCGACCCCGUCAUUGACCCAGAGAAUGCCCCUUCAACGACCGUACUCGAGGCGAAACUCGCCAUCGGCAUGCUUGGGCUCUACUGCGCUCGCCCGGAUCCCGACAGCAUCUCGAU
This is a messenger RNA of Emiliania huxleyi CCMP1516, 5102 nucleotides long. RefSeq lists its product as hypothetical. The record is from RefSeq and is a predicted model, not a curated record. Lineage: Eukaryota; Haptophyta; Isochrysidales; Noelaerhabdaceae. The transcript is spliced from 3 exons. The annotation marks the transcript as partial.